Messenger RNA from Fragaria vesca subsp. vesca, 2436 nucleotides. RefSeq lists its product as uncharacterized. NCBI's taxonomy places the organism in Eukaryota, Viridiplantae, Streptophyta, Magnoliopsida, Rosales, Rosaceae. Gene Ontology annotation, cellular component: nucleus. The record is from RefSeq and is a predicted model, not a curated record. Bases 1 to 2436 code for a protein of 811 amino acids. The transcript is spliced from 11 exons. Gene Ontology annotation, molecular function: histone methyltransferase activity; zinc ion binding; protein binding.
AUGUCGCGGCGCCCGCCAAAAGUUAGCAAAAUUGCCAUGGCCUGUCAGGCAAUGAAAGAGUUUGGCAUUGCUGAAGUCCAAACAAAGCCUGCCGUGAAGCAACUUCUGCAAGUGUAUGAUAAUAACUGGGAUUUCAUCGAAGCCGACAAUUACAAAGAACUCCUUAAUUUUAUCGUACCAGACACCAACAAGCCAGAUGAAGAGCAAGUGCAGCCCAAGGUACAAGGCCCUUUGAUGCGUGAAUCAAAGAGAGUGAAAUCUAAGAACAAACAAGCUCCAUAUGAUACAACUGAAGUUAUUGAGCGUCCAACCAAGAGAUACUGCACCAGGCAACAGAAAGAUCAAUCAGUAGCUAAUACCAAAUACUCUGAAUCAAGCUUGAAAAGAUAUGUGACGUUUGAAGAAGAAUCAAAGGAAUCUGAGGACUCACAACCAUUAGUGAUAAAACCUCGACAAAGACACAUAAAUCUGCAAGAAGACUCUGAAUCGAGCUUGAAAAGAUUUGUGAAGUUUGAAAAAGAACCUGAGGAAUCUGAGGACUUUGCUGGUGAAGAUGUGAUGAAGUACCUGCAAGUGGGGUUAUUGAAUGAGAGCAACAGUGUGAGUGUCCCAGAUCGGUCUUCCCCAGUGAAAAAUGCUUUGAUUUCUAGCUCUUCUCAGAACUCUGGUUUUGAUCUUCCUAACGGUGAAGUAUCCCAAGAAAUGAUGGAUGGGAAAUGCAUAAAAUCAUAUAGGACUGGAGAAUGCCUCUCCAUGGCAAUAGCAACUAAUGUCAUGGGGAAUAAGCCAGAAUUAAUAACUUGUAAUGAACAAGAUCAAGGCAGUAAGAGCAGUGGUCUGGGUUCUUUUACUGAGCUAUUUGUUGAUGAAAAUCUCAUCAACCCUAUUCGUACACCCAGUCAUAUACCAUUGGGUUGUUUUGAAGGCCUUCGCAGCAUAGUUGGUAUUAAAGUUAGGGAUAUGGAGAAUAUCUGUGAGGAAAGUGCAAAGAUUUUAAGGAAUUUAAUUUAUAAUAAGGCCUCUGUGAGUUUUACACUUGCUAGUAUAUCUGAUGAGGAUUGUUGUUCAGAAUGUUAUGGGGAUUGUCUUACAUCAUCAGUCCCUUGUCUUUGUGUGAUUGCAAAUGGCGGUGAAUGUGCUUACACGCCAGGAGGAGUGGUCAAGGAGAAGUUUCUGGAAGAAUGUAUAUCUAAGAAGCAUGAGCCAAAAGAGCACCCCCAGUUCUACUGUAAAAAGUGCCCACUUGAGAAGUUAGAGAAUGGGAAGAGUUCAGUAGCAUGCAAGGGACAUUUGUUACGGAGGUUUAUAAAGGAAUGCUGGUGCAAGUGCGGUUGUAUGAGGAGCUGUGGAAACCGGAUUGUACAAAAAGGCAUUGCUGUGAAGUUGCAGGUAUUUUGGACAACCGAAGGGAAAGGGUGGGGUCUAAGAACACUGGAGGCUUUGCCAAGAGGGGCUUUUGUUUGUGAAUAUGUUGGAGAGGUUCUAACCAUUGGCGAACUACAUGAGCGAAAUUUGCCAAGUGUUGGUAAGGAGCAUUCCUACCCAGUGCUACUAGAUGCAGACUGGGAUUCACAGGAUAUGUUGAAAGAUGAAAAAGCUCUUUGCUUGGACACUACAGUCUACGGAAAUGUUGCAAGAUUCAUUAACCACAGAUGUUCUGAUGCUACAUUGGUUGAGAUCCCAGUUGAAGUAGAGACCCCAGAUCGUCACUACUAUCACGUUGCCCUUUUCACAACAAGGGAUGUUGGUGCUAUGGAGGAGCUCACUUGGGACUAUGGCAUUGCCUUUAAUGACCAUGAUUACCAUGUGAAUCCCUUCCAAUGUGUCUGUGGAAGUCCAUUCUGUCGUGACCGCAAUGAUUCAAAACGUGAAAAGACAUAUGUCCGACGAAGGCGCAAGGAUGGGAAGGAUAACCAAAAGGAUGGUGUGCUUGGUCACCUAGCAAAGGAUCUUGAUGAGGCUACACCAAGAGAGGAAAUACAAGUAGAACCUGAUGUAGUAAUGCAGCUGGAGGUUGUCCCAUCUACGGGUGCACUGAGAGAGGAGGUACAAGUAGCAGCACCACAUGCAUCCAGGCGGCUUGAGAUUGUCCCGCGUGCGCUGAACAAGGAGAUACAAGACGUUCCCAAUCAAUGCAUGCAGCUUCAGGUUAUCCCUUCUACUCCUCGAAUUGAACCCAGGGAGGCAAUGCACUGUUUGGAACGGGAGCCAGUUAGAGAUAGCAGCUCCUCUUCCACGGCGCUUCUGGCCAAGGAGGUAGCAGACUUGCAGGCUCAGCUUGAGGCUGAGAAGGCAGCUCGAGAGAAAGACCACAUUAACUUUGAGGCUCAUCGUGCUCAAUUCCAGGCAGUAAUGCAGCAAUUGUCCACUCUUCUCCCUGGGUUUCAGAUUUUGUCCACUUCUGUGCAGUGGAGCGGGGCAACAGUGGGAUGGUAA